Molecule: messenger RNA, 1952 nt
Organism: Ricinus communis (castor bean)
Lineage: Eukaryota; Viridiplantae; Streptophyta; Magnoliopsida; Malpighiales; Euphorbiaceae
Product: nuclear pore complex protein NUP50A
Exons: 2
Coding region: 326-1648 (440 amino acids)
Biological process (GO): intracellular transport
Cellular component (GO): nuclear pore; cytoplasm
Molecular function (GO): GTPase activator activity
Source: RefSeq, a predicted model, not a curated record
GAGUAAGCGAGACCCUUCCCUGCAUAAUAAUACUUAAGUAAUAAAUCCGUUUUUUAUAUCAAACCCAUCCCUAAAAAAUCCAAACCUUUUUUUUCUUUCUAAAAAUUAAUUAAAAAAAUAUAUUUUUUCUUUUUAAUCUUUGGAUCUCUCUAUUUGCUCUCUUUCCCUCUCUGGUUCUUUCUCUCUUUCUCUCUAUCCUAGGGUUUUGCUUUCACUUCUUCUUUUGCUCUCUCUUGAAAAGUCUUCUCUGUGAAUCUGCAAAAUCUCACUUAUUUCAUCUUACUGGGACAGAAACUCACGAGCAAGUGUAUAAAUUUGUUCAUCAAUGGGAGAUGCAGAAAAUACUCUUCCAUCUUCAAAGAAGAGAGCUGCUGGAAGGGAGAUUUCAAGAGACAACCCUGGUCUUGAUGAUGAGGAAGAUACUUUAGAGCAAGAGACUGGAACCUUCAAGAGGGCCAGUGACGAGGUGCUGGCAGGCAGAAGAAUUGUGAAAGUUCGUCGUAGCCAGACCUCAUCUACCCCUUCAUCCAAUCCAUUUGCUGGGAUUCGCUUGGUUCCUCCUCCUGAACCAACUACAGUCCUUGCUGCAGCAGCAACUGAAGCAGUCACUUCUAAUGAGAAAGCUUCAGAAGAUAGGAAAAAUGAUGCAGUUAAAGAUACUGAAGAGGGUAAAGAUGAGACUGGUAAGCAGCUAGAAAGCAAAAGUGAAGAGCAAGUGGCUGAAACAGUGGCAAAGGAGAUUGCUGAGGACAAGGAGAAUAAUGGUGUAGUUGAUGAAGGAACUGAAUCCAAAGUUGAUAAUGAAAACCCUGCAGAAGAUGAUAAGACAGAGAAUGAAACAGCUGAGGGUGGUGAAAAGAUAGAGAAUGAAAAGGCUGCUGGUGAUGAAGAGACAGAGAAUGAGAAAGCCGUGGAAGGUGAUAAGACUGAAACCGAAGAGAAGAAGGAUAAUGGUAGUGAAAAUGUAGAUCCGAGUGCUGAAAGCAAGCCUUUGAGCUCAUUCCAACAGCUUUCUAGCAGUCAAAAUGCUUUCACAGGGCUUGCUGGAACUGGGUUUUCAACUGCUUCAUUUACCUUUGGUUCAGUUUCUAAGGAUGGGUCAUCAGGUACCAGUACUGGUUCUUUAUUUGGUUUUGGUCUUUCUAAUAAUGGUAGUUCUUCAAUCUUUGGCACACCGGGUUCUUCGAUUGUCUCAAAGAAUGAGGGAACUGGUUUUCCAUCAAUGCAAGAGAUUCCAGUUGAGACAGGAGAAGAAAAUGAGACAGUGGCUUUCUCUGCUGAUUCAGUGUUGUUUGAGUUUCUUAAUGGUGGGUGGAAAGAGCGGGGAAAGGGAGAGCUUAAGGUGAAUGUCUCUACUACUGGGACAGAAAGAGCUAGACUUCUUAUGAGAGCUAGAGGUAAUUACAGGUUGAUUUUGAAUGCAAGUCUUUACCCUGACAUGAAGCUCACGAAUAUGGAAAAGCGAGGGGUCACUUUUGCCUGCAUGAAUAGUACUAGUGAAAAUAAGGAUGGUCUUUCUACAUUUGCUCUGAAGUUCAAGGAUGGUUCCGUAGUAGAAGAUUUCCGAGCAGCUGUAGCAGCGCAUAAAGAUAAAGCAGCUAUAGUUCUGAAGACUCCAGAGAAUUCGCCUAAGGGUUCAGAUGAGUGAAAGGUGUUCUACAGUGAUACAUAGAAUUCUUGUCCCUGGGCUGCUGUCUCCUCCUUGUUGCAGCAAAAAAGCAUCUUCCUUGGAGUAGCCCUAUGUAGUAUGAGUCAUGAUGAAGUAUGGUUCCUUUUUUGGUUGUUUAACUUCAAUCUAGUCCUCAGGAAAAUGCUUUACUUUAUUUGGGUCAAUUGCGGGUUCAAACUGCAUAAUUUGCAGCUCAAGAGAUUUAGAAUGUUCGACAAUUUUAUAGUUGCUCCCUCUAAUAAGGGAUAAUAUGAUAUAUCAAAUUGCAUAUGUUGCAUGUUGA